AUGUCUCAAGACGAGGGCUUCUUUAAAAAGUUCCACGAAACUAUAAACAGUUCGUUGGAUGACGUGACGAGGAACAAUUUCGUCAAUUUAGAAACGAACACGAAGCGAGUCUCCUACUUGUGCAGUCUACCGACCGUCAGGAAUUACAAUUUAAUCGACGAUUUGCAGAAAUGUCAGACAGGCGGCGAGUUUCCAGUGAAAAAAGACUUGGAAAAAGCUCGAUUAUUGAAGGAUGAGGGUAAUAAAGCGGUACAGAAAGGUGACUGGGCGAAAGCGAUGCAGAUGUACAGCCAAAGCAUGGUUCACAUGCCCGAGAAAGAAACUGAAGAACUAUCAAUAGUGUUAGCAAACCGCUCGGCAGCUCUGAAUCACCUGGAACAAUAUGAGGACACACUGGCGGAUAUCAAGAGGUGCCUCAAUCUUGGAUACCCUCGUCAUCUCCGCUAUAAGGUAUACGAGAGAAGGGCCCGGUGCCUCCUCGUGCUGAAGAGGAACAAGGAAGCUAUUAGCGCUUUCCAAGACACAAUCAGCUCUCUAGACGAAGCGACAAAAUUGGACAAGGAAAAACGACAAAAGAUGCGCACGGACUCCAAACUUAUGCUGGAGAUAUUGAACAAAGGUCUAGUCUUAGCCGGGAAUCCGAAAGACCCGGAACCUUUGAAAAAGACUCCACCAAAGCCCAAACUUCCAGGAAAACAUAACUCUCAGUAUCCUGCGGCUUCCGAAGCCAUUCAGAUUGACUCUGAUGAAGUUAGAGGGAGAUUCGCAACAGCUACGAAAGACAUAGAACCUGGAGAGAUCCUGCUUGUGGAAAAACCUCAUAGUGGAGUACUUUUGGCGGAGUACUCCGGUACACACUGCCAGCACUGUUUCAUGAAAUGUCCAAUUCCUCUGCCAUGUCCAAAAUGUCCUAACGUAGUAUUCUGCAGCGACAAAUGCUUGGAGGCAGCACAAAAGUCAUACCACGGAUAUGAAUGUCACAUUCUUCCCCUCAUCUGGAAGUCAGGGUGUUCCAUCACAUGCCACAUAGCCUUGAGGAUGAUCACCCAACAGAAUAAGGACUAUUUUCCGAAGCUUAGCCAAGAAUUGGAUGCCAAACCACCUGGUCCAUAUAAAACUGAGGACUAUAGAAAUAUCUACCAUUUAGUAUCGCACGAAGAUAAAAGAUCCAAGCUAGACUUUCUACAUAGGACUCAGAUGACAGCCUUCUUCGUGAAACUGCUUGAGGUCAGCGGCUACUUCGAUGGAAAACCAAGGAUUAAGCCAGUGGAACUAGAUGAGCUUAAGACAAUGGCUGUAGACGAAAAAUAUAAAGACGAUGUAGCCCUGAUUGGAGGUCUUAUUCUAAAGAAUCUGCAGAUAUUGAAGUUCAACGCUCAUGAAGUGUUUGAGCUGCAGUGCCCGAAGCCUAAAGUGGAUAAGAACGUGAUCAAGCAUGAAGGCAAGUCAGUGUUCCUGGCAGGAGCUGUGUUUCCAACUCUUGCGCUUUUCAAUCAUUCUUGCGAUCCUGGUGUUGUGAGAUAUUUCUGCGGCAAUAAUGUUGUCGUUCGCGCAGUUAAAAACAUUAAGAAAGGUGAAGAAGUUUCUGAAAACUACGGCCCCAUAUUUACGACUGUCCCUAAAGAGAAGAGGCAGGCAGAGUUGAAGGAGCAAUAUUGGUUCGACUGCCAUUGCACACCGUGCGAACAUAAAUGGCCCAUGUACGGAGAAAUGAAUGAAAAUUACAUGAGAUUCAAGUGUGACUCGGAUCAUCCCUGCCCGAACGUGGUAGCAGUGCCCUACGACAGCCAAGAAUUCAUGGUGCAGUGUGGUCUUUGCCAGCAGUAUACCAACAUACUGAAGGGAUUGAAAUCAUUGCAAGACACAGAAAUGAUGUACCGUCUCGGCCGUGCAGCAAUGGAAAGCGGCCAGUACGGAGAAGCCAUAAAGAAGUUUGUAGCAGUUCUGAAACUUUAUGAUGAAACUCUGUCCCCACCGUAUCGUUCUUAUUAUGAUUGUGUUCAGGACUUACGGCGCAGCAUGUUAGCUUUGGGCAACUAUAGUAUUAUUUAG
Messenger RNA from Spodoptera littoralis (African cotton leafworm), 2052 nucleotides. NCBI's taxonomy places the organism in Eukaryota, Metazoa, Arthropoda, Insecta, Lepidoptera, Noctuidae. The record is from the annotation of a GenBank genome assembly.